Anguilla rostrata (American eel) is the source of this 712-nucleotide messenger RNA. Its product is annotated as histone H2A-like. Gene Ontology annotation, biological process: heterochromatin formation. The coding region runs from base 271 to 657 and encodes 128 amino acids. Gene Ontology annotation, cellular component: chromatin; nucleosome. Lineage: Eukaryota; Metazoa; Chordata; Actinopteri; Anguilliformes; Anguillidae. The record is from RefSeq and is a predicted model, not a curated record. The transcript has a single exon. Gene Ontology annotation, molecular function: DNA binding; protein heterodimerization activity; structural constituent of chromatin.
AAAGUAUUUAACUCCCAUUGCAAUUAUUCUCUCACAUAGUGAUCACCAUUACGGAUGCAAGUUCUCCGUUUUUAAGCACUGCGCCACUGAAACUGAUUCAAUUACUUUGUUCUGCACUGGGGGCGCCAUGUAAAAAAAUUGUCCUCCUACCUGAUUGGACAAAAUUCUAUAAACGCGGCAGCCAAUAGGUGAAUAGAUUGUUGCUAUAAGAACGACCCCGAUCUGCAGUUGCAGUUAUUCUUCAAGGUUUGUGAAAAUUAAAAAAAAAAAAUGAGCGGAAGAGGAAAGACCGGUGGUAAGGCGAGAGCGAAGGCUAAGACCCGUUCAUCCAGAGCUGGGCUUCAGUUUCCGGUAGGUCGUGUUCACCGCUUGCUUCGUAAAGGAAACUAUGCGGAGCGCGUGGGUGCCGGUGCUCCAGUUUAUCUGGCCGCCGUGCUCGAGUAUCUGACUGCUGAGAUUCUGGAGUUGGCUGGUAAUGCAGCUAGAGACAACAAGAAAACCCGCAUCAUUCCCAGACAUCUGCAGCUGGCGGUGCGUAAUGACGAAGAGUUGAACAAGCUCCUCGGAGGCGUCACUAUCGCUCAGGGUGGAGUUCUGCCCAACAUUCAAGCUGUACUGCUUCCCAAGAAAACCGAAAAAGCCGCGAAGGCCAAGUAAUUCCUGCAUUGUUCACACGAGCAUCUUUAAUCCAAAGGCUCUUUUAAGAGCCACC